AUUACUUGUUUUAUUUUUAUAUAUACGAUAAUUAUAUUUGUAAUUAUGAAAGUCGCGGUAGUGGGAGGUGGAAUUGUCGGAUUGACAACAGCAUUAAAAUUAAAUAGUGAAUUAAGAAAUAGUAAUAUUACAGUACUCGCUGAAAGUUACGAUGAUCUUGUUAGUUAUGUUGCUGCGGGACUCUUCAGAGUUGGACAUACGUACUCUGGACCAACAGAAGAAAUAACUCAAAAAUUGAUACAUGAUUCUUACUCAUAUUACGAUGAAAUAACUAAAAAUUAUGAGCCUAUUCAAGCGGGUGUUGGUCAAAGUGAAGCUUAUAUGUUUUCUAAUUUUAGUACGGAUAUUGUUCAGAAUAAAUUAAUGGAAUCAGUGGUUCCGAUAUAUCGAAAAGCAACUGAUGAAGAAUUUAAUCUGAUUGGGAAAAAUCAUAAGUAUGGUUGUUAUUUUAAAACAGUAGUAAUUCAAUGUCAACAUCAUAUUCCUUGGGCAAUGAAUAAAUUAAGAGCCGAAGGGACGAACUUUAUGAUUAAAAAAAUAAAAUCAUUAAAAGAAUUAGCUGAUGAUUAUGAUUUUGUUUUUAAUUGUUCAGGAUUUGGUGCUAGAGAAUUGUGUAAUGAUAAAAAAAUGAUACCAAUCCGAGGACAAGUAAUAAAGGUACAUGCACCAUGGGUAAAAGCAACAUUCUAUAGUGAAAUAGAUACAUAUAUAAUACCUGGUGUUGACGGUAGUUGUACUCUCGGUGGCACCCGUAAUUUUGAAACAUUUAAAAAGUUAAUUUGUCCACACGAUACUAAGUCAAUAAGAGAAAGAUGUGAAGAAUUAUUACCAUCAUUGUCAAAAGCACAAACUUUAAAAUAUGCUGUUGGACUUAGACCUCAUAGAGAAGGUGGAGUCCGGAUUGAAAUUGAAAAAAUAUCAAAUGGUCGUGGUAAAACUAAUGUCGUUCAUAAUUAUGGUCAUGGUGGAUAUGGAGUUUCUACAGCACCAGGAACUGCUCAGUAUGCUGUCGAACUUGCAAAAGAUUAUCACAAGUCUUCGAAUUCAAAAUUAUAAAUUGAACGAAAGUUUUUUUUUUUUAUUUAUUAUACAUAAAUAUAUCAAUAAAAAACAAUUGUU
Messenger RNA from Microplitis demolitor, 1119 nucleotides. It is a transcript of the gene Daao1, whose product is annotated as D-aspartate oxidase. Lineage: Eukaryota; Metazoa; Arthropoda; Insecta; Hymenoptera; Braconidae. Gene Ontology annotation, molecular function: D-amino-acid oxidase activity; FAD binding. The record is from RefSeq and is a predicted model, not a curated record. The transcript is spliced from 4 exons. Bases 46 to 1056 code for a protein of 336 amino acids.